This is a messenger RNA of Onychomys torridus (southern grasshopper mouse), 1893 nucleotides long. RefSeq names its product poly(rC) binding protein 2 (gene Pcbp2). The transcript has 15 exons. Gene Ontology annotation, biological process: regulation of RNA metabolic process; regulation of gene expression. The coding region runs from base 145 to 1560 and encodes 471 amino acids. Gene Ontology annotation, cellular component: nucleus; nucleoplasm; cytoplasm. NCBI's taxonomy places the organism in Eukaryota, Metazoa, Chordata, Mammalia, Rodentia, Cricetidae. The record is from RefSeq and is a predicted model, not a curated record. Gene Ontology annotation, molecular function: mRNA binding; single-stranded DNA binding.
UUCCGCCCCCGGCCUCCCGCCCUUCCCCUUCCCGCCCGCUCCCCUUUUCCCCUCAGUCGACUCGCGCCUCCAGUUUUGGCUUUCACUCCCACCAGUGACCAAAGACUUGACCACUCAAAGUCCAGCUCCCUGUAACUACUAGACAUGGACACCGGUGUGAUUGAAGGUGGAUUAAAUGUCACUCUCACCAUCAGGCUGCUUAUGCACGGAAAGGAAGUUGGCAGUAUCAUUGGAAAGAAAGGAGAAUCUGUUAAGAAGAUGCGCGAGGAGAGUGGUGCACGUAUCAACAUCUCAGAAGGGAAUUGUCCUGAGAGAAUUAUCACUUUGGCUGGACCGACUAAUGCCAUCUUCAAAGCCUUUGCUAUGAUCAUUGACAAACUGGAAGAGGACAUAAGCAGCUCUAUGACCAAUAGCACAGCUGCCAGUAGACCCCCAGUUACCUUACGGCUGGUGGUCCCUGCUAGUCAAUGUGGGUCUCUCAUUGGAAAAGGGGGUUGCAAGAUCAAGGAAAUAAGAGAGAGUACAGGGGCUCAGGUCCAGGUGGCAGGGGAUAUGCUCCCCAACUCAACUGAGCGGGCAAUCACUAUUGCUGGCAUUCCGCAAUCCAUCAUUGAGUGUGUCAAACAGAUCUGCGUAGUCAUGUUGGAGACUCUCUCCCAGUCCCCCCCGAAGGGCGUGACCAUCCCGUACCGGCCCAAGCCCUCGAGUUCUCCAGUCAUCUUUGCAGGUGGUCAGGACAGGUACAGCACAGGCAGCGACAGUGCGAGCUUUCCCCACACCACCCCGUCCAUGUGCCUCAACCCUGACCUGGAGGGACCACCUCUAGAGGCCUAUACCAUUCAAGGACAGUAUGCCAUUCCACAGCCAGAUUUGACCAAGCUGCACCAGUUGGCAAUGCAACAGUCUCAUUUUCCCAUGACCCAUGGCAACACCGGAUUCAGUGGCAUUGAAUCCAGCUCUCCAGAGGUGAAAGGCUAUUGGGCAGGUUUGGAUGCAUCUGCUCAAACUACUUCUCAUGAACUCACCAUUCCAAACGAUUUAAUUGGCUGCAUAAUCGGGCGUCAGGGCGCCAAAAUCAAUGAGAUCCGUCAGAUGUCUGGGGCGCAGAUCAAAAUUGCAAACCCAGUGGAAGGAUCUACUGAUAGGCAGGUCACCAUCACUGGAUCUGCUGCCAGCAUUAGCCUGGCUCAGUAUCUAAUCAAUGUCAGUUUAGAAAACGCUAAACCCUCCUCCCAGGCAGCCUCCGUCACGAUCCCUGAUCACCUCAGCAUCAACCUCUCUCAACCCUCCACCCCUUCUUCUUCUUCUUCCUCCUCCACCACCACCCCCUCGCUCGCCACAGCGGGGACUUCCGACGCACCCUCCAGCCUCCCCAACCCUCUUCCGACCGCCCCUUGUGUCUCCAGUCUGCUUGGCAUGAAACCCAUCCCUCUCCUGGCUCUAAAUGUUGUGUCUGCUGCUAAGGGUUCCGGGGCUUCAGCUACCACCACCACCACCUCUACUGUGCCAUGUGUAACUAACAAACUGAAAGGCGAGAAACAGAGAUUCUCUCCCUACUGAGUGCAUAUCUUGGCACCUCGUCAAAUGUUGGUUCAUUUUGUUUUUCUUUGUUAACAUUGAUAAGAACCAAACUAUUGUGAGCUUGUGACCAUUUUCUUUUUACUACUUUGGGGGAUGACUGGGUGGGGGUGGGGAUGGGUAAUUCUUGUUUAGGUUUAGGUCUUUACAGCCAGUGCCUGUUUCAGAGUCUGACUUGUUGAUUGAAAUCUUUAUCUGGAGCCACAGUUCUUUCUCUCUCUCACUCUGUUACACUUUUUUGUAGCUUUAUUCUGCCUUGCAAUAUAUAAACAAUGUGUUAGGCUCUGUGUUGAUGAAUAAAAGCUUCUCCGUUAA